AUGAUGAUGAUGCGCUACGUGUUGUUUGUGUGUGUGCUCUGCGUGUGUUGUGCCUGCGGGUGUGCGGGGGAUGAAGUUGAAACCGUUGUUGCUACUGAUUGCACGAGCGGUGGAACUACGCAAUGCAACCCUUCACAAGAUCUUUCACCUGGUGCUGAUGUUAGUCCCGGUUUAGAAGGAGCUGCGGUUUCUGCGAACACUUGCCCAGGGGAUGGCAAGACGAUACCGCCUUGUGCGAAAGCGCUGGAAACCGUAGGUGAUAGCAAUCCAAAGGGUGGCAGUGGUGUCGGGCCGAAGGUUUGCACUCCGCCCGAGGUGGCGGCGCAGAGUGGUGAAGAUCCUUGCCAGCAAAGCGAGGAAGUAAAUGAGCGUGGAGAUGGUGGUUCUCGAAUUGGCGAAACGGCUCAUACGAACAAGGCGGCCUGCAAGGAACCUUCGGACCCAACUACUUGCACGCCUUCAUCAUCUUUGUCGUCUGUGCAAGCAACGCAAUCGCAAACUAAUAUGGGAGCCACUGCUGGUGGUGGCGGUGAUAUUGGGAACGUCCUGCUGCCAGGAGCUGGAGGACUUCCUGGUGCCCCCGGCCCUGCUGGUCCCACGGGGGCAGCAGGAGCCAAAAGCGCCGACGGGGGGAGAGAAAUUGGUGCAUCGAAUGGGAAGGCUCUUGCGGACUGCCCUGCUGAAGUGGCGGACCGUGCAAAGUGUCAGGUCGGUCCUGCUCUACAAAAAGCACAAGUGCCAAGUCAGAAACCUGGGAAAGGACUUGUUAGCGGCGGCACGUUGGACGGAAGAGGUGGCAGUGAAAUCACCCAAAGUGAUAAAGGGGUAAGGCAGGACACCCAAUCAGAAGGACAUGAUGACUCUGGUCACGCGGGAACCGCAGAUGGUGAGUGUGGGGAUGGAAAGCUUAAAGAAUCAAAUACGGAUUGCAAACAGAAGGACGAGGACAGGAGCACUCAGUCUGAUCAGCGAGAGAAAGAUAGACUCCAACCCAAAAAUACACAGGCACCCGAAGUAAAUGCAAAACCUGAAAACCCACUCGAUGAGAAGAAUGACGCCAAGAAUUCUGCUGCCUCACCACCUGCGCCAGACUCACCUGAGACUGAGAGCGCUGCUGCCGAUCGCACCAAUUUGGAGCCUGCUGAAAGUCCUGCUCAGACUGCAGUCGAGCAAAGUGAUGCCGUGCAAUCGCAGACAUCUUCCUCCUCUGCUUCUACGAGUGCCACGGAAGCCACAGGCGGCAGCAGCCAGCCGAGCAGCAGCAGUCCGUCGACCGACAAGGGUCAAGACCCGAAGGCAGCGGACAGCAGCAGCGGUCCUGUGUGGGUGCAUGCACCUCCGCUGCUGCUGCUGCUAUCUGUGAUAUGGCUGGGUGGUCUGGCUGUGACUGCUGUGUGCUGA
Messenger RNA from Trypanosoma grayi, 1401 nucleotides. RefSeq lists its product as hypothetical. Lineage: Eukaryota; Euglenozoa; Kinetoplastea; Trypanosomatida; Trypanosomatidae. The transcript has a single exon. The coding region runs from base 1 to 1401 and encodes 466 amino acids. The record is from RefSeq and is a predicted model, not a curated record.